Messenger RNA from Drosophila subobscura, 3281 nucleotides. Its product is annotated as retinal homeobox protein Rx. The transcript is spliced from 6 exons. NCBI's taxonomy places the organism in Eukaryota, Metazoa, Arthropoda, Insecta, Diptera, Drosophilidae. Gene Ontology annotation, biological process: positive regulation of transcription by RNA polymerase II. Gene Ontology annotation, molecular function: DNA-binding transcription factor activity, RNA polymerase II-specific; RNA polymerase II cis-regulatory region sequence-specific DNA binding. Bases 113 to 2905 code for a protein of 930 amino acids. The record is from RefSeq and is a predicted model, not a curated record.
AAGCAAUAUUUCAAGAGAAAUAAAAUACAAUAAUUUGUGCGUGAAUUGAGACUGUGAUUUGGCAUAUCAUUGAAGUAGGAAAAGCGAAGAAAGCGAAGGAAGUACACUAGAAAUGGAUAUCAAAGCGUCUACGCCGCCAUCAGUGACCGCACUCGAGACUGCACAUCCAGCGCCGGGCUCCCCCUCGAUGGAGGCCAAGGCCCACAAGCUGGCAGUAUCCGCGGCGGCAGCGGGAGGAGUAGGAGGAGGCGGCGGUCUGGCAUCGGCUGUGGCGUCUACAGCCACCACCACGGCCACAUUCCAACACAUCUUCGAGCAGCUGGUGCAGCAGAGCGGCGGCAGCCCCAAGCUGGCGCCCAAGCAGCUCGAGCACCUCCGCCACCUGCUGGGCAACGUGCGGGACGCCAAGAACCUUCAGUUGCUGGUCGAGAAGUUCAAGAAUUUCGAGCAGUUCCACGAGCACUACGCCGGACAGCUGGCAUCCAACAACAACACUGUGAUCUCUGCUGAAGAUAGCAACGACUUGCUGAAGGACAAUGCAAGGAAAUUCGGGCCUGGCGGACAGACGCUGACACCGCGCCACACAAUCGACGCCAUUCUGGGCCUGAAGAACCGCAACGGCAAAGCGGAAACGGACGGCGACGGCGACAUGGAAGCCGCAAUGGGCGAUGAGGAUGCCACCGAUCUACGCUGCGGCAUGACGCUGACGCAGCUGCGCAAUAUGGACCACCACAUGGCCAGCAUGCUGCAGCAGCACGCCGCCAAGAACGGCGGAGUCUUGCCAUACGGUCCGCCAACUCCGCCUGGCCAGCAGCAGCAGCAACAGCCGCACCAUGGGGCGACGAUGCCGGGGCCGCCGCCUCAGCAACAGGCACAUCCGCAGGCCGGACAUCACCCUCAGCCCCACCAUGCCCCCCCGUUCGGCUAUCAUAAUGCCUUCGGUUUCGGGCAGAGUCAUGGGUAUGGGCAGCAGGAGGACGCGGCUGGCAAUUACCUCAGCUCCAUGCACCAAAUGGUCGAAGCCAAUCAAUUGCAGACCGCUCCUCCGCCGCCUCCCCCCAAUUCCUAUGGCAGCCACCAGCAGCACUUGGCAGCCUUGGCCGCGCAUGCGCAGGAGCAGCACCAGCAACAACAGCAGCAGCAUGCAAAGUAUGCCAAGUCAUCGCCCACGACAACAACUGCGGCGGCGGCCCCUCCUGGAGGCUACUUUCUGGACGGCCAGACGGCGCCUGGCAAUGUCGCUGCUGCCGCGCAGUCGCACGCACAGAUGGGCAGAGGCGACUACGACGAGCGUUCAAUGUCCUCCAGCAGCGAGAUGGAGGAGGACGAGGAUGAUGCGGCAAAGAUGCAACUCGACGGCGACCAAAGCAACAUCGAUGUGACCACGCCGCCUACACCCGGAGACCGAUCACUGGCCAGCAAGCGCAAGUACUGUGAUGAGAACGAGGCGAAAUUAGCCAACGGCCAGCAGCCGCAGCAGCAGUCACAGUUGGCCAAUUACGGCAUUCGAGCUCGCAGCCUGGACGAGGUGCAACAACAACAGCAGCAGCAGCAGCAGCAACAACAGUCCCACCAGCAGCAUCAGCAGCAGCAACAUCCCCAGCAGCAGCAGCAACAGCAAAACUUUCAACACGAGUACCGCGGCAGUGGCAACAAUGGAGCUGAACACGGAGAUCGUCUGGCUGCGGACACGGAGAGCCUGGUCAACGGCAGCUGUGCCUCCAGCGAGGAUCUCAACCAGACCAACAGCAGCGAACAGGGCGAGAAAAUUACAUCCGGCAGCGACGAUGAGGGCCAGGACGACAACUGUGCCAAGAAGAAGCACCGCCGGAAUCGAACCACCUUCACCACCUACCAGCUGCACGAGCUGGAGCGGGCCUUCGAGAAGUCCCACUACCCCGAUGUCUACUCGCGCGAGGAGCUGGCCAUGAAGGUGAACCUGCCCGAAGUGCGUGUCCAGGUCUGGUUCCAGAAUCGACGGGCCAAGUGGCGUCGCCAGGAGAAGUCGGAGAGCCUGCGUCUGGGCCUGACGCACUUCACCCAGCUGCCGCAUCGACUGGGCUGCGGAGCCUCUGGUCUGCCAGUGGAUCCCUGGCUGUCACCGCCACUGCUGAGUGCCCUGCCAGGCUUCCUGUCGCACCCGCAGACGGUGUACCCCAGCUAUCUGACCCCACCGCUGAGCUUGGCGCCCACCAACCUGACGAUGAGCAGCCUGGCGGCCAUGGGACACCAUCACGGCCAUAAUGGACCACCGCCACCACCACCGCACGGACACGGACUCGGGCACGGUGGCCUUGGACACGGUCAUGGGCAUGGCCAUGGGCAUGGACAUGGGCAUAACCAGCCCCAGCCACCGCCGCCACCUGGUCCACCCCAUCCUCAUGGCGGCCAUCAUGUAGUGCCGCUGUCACAUCUCUCGCCGCACCUGUCACGCAUGUCACCGCACGCCACCUCGCUGGGCUCCCCCCACCACGGAGUGUCGGCCACCGGCCUCACCCCCAUCACAACCCUGCACAACAGCCUGCCACCCACCACGACGACCGCAGUCUCAUCCUCGUCCUCCUCCUCCGCCUCGCUGGAGUGCAGCGGACCGGACGUCUGCAUGUCACCGCAGAACUUGAGCCUCUGCAACGCCGACUCGAACGGGGAGGCGCGGGACAGCAGCGACCUGGACGCCGGCAGCAGCAACAGCAACCACGGCAGCGGCCUGGACAAGUGCGCGGCCAGCGCCAGCAUCGAGCUGCUUGACGUCGGACGUGAGAGUCCGCCACCACCGCCGCCAGCGUCGGUGAAGCACUCCACGUCUCCGCCGGCGGACAUGCGGAGCAACUCGAUAGCCACGCUACGCAUCAAGGCCAAGGAGCAUCUGGACCAGCUCAACAAGGGCCUUGUCUCCAUGGUCUAGCCACAGAAGGUUCCUAGCCGCUAGCUUUGCAUCCACGGCACAGCAAUUCCCAAACUCCCCUAGACUUAGUUCUUCUUAGUUCAGCUCCAAUCAAAAUUCCCUCCUCCCAAAUCGUCUAUGUUUCCUAUCUUCUAGGUGUCAUUAGUAUAGUGAAUCUCAUGUUUUAAGUCUUUGUUUUAGUUAUCUACAUACAAUCUACAUGCAAUCGGGUUCAGAGUUCAGUAAGAACAAAAUAACCUGCCAGAAGAACCAGUGAAAGCGUUUCCCAUAUCGUUGAACAAAACUGUGCAGAAUGUAAUUUGACAAUUUUCAUUAAUUCAACAGCAAAGGACAACAGCAAACAAAAAUAAGUCUAAUCCUAAAGCAUAUUAGCACA